Coffea eugenioides is the source of this 999-nucleotide messenger RNA. RefSeq lists its product as uncharacterized. Bases 1 to 999 code for a protein of 332 amino acids. The transcript is spliced from 2 exons. The record is from RefSeq and is a predicted model, not a curated record. NCBI's taxonomy places the organism in Eukaryota, Viridiplantae, Streptophyta, Magnoliopsida, Gentianales, Rubiaceae.
AUGAAGAACUUGUUCCAAAAUAUUGGAGUUUGGAAUAUUGUCGAAACAGGAUAUACGAAACCGGUAGCAGGUAUAGAAUUAUCAAGUGAUGCAGUUAAAGAAUUAGAGAGAAAUAGACAGUUGGAUUACAAGGCAAUGUAUUAUCUCAACACUCAAGUCCAGUUGCAUGUUGCAAAAAAAUUUAUACAUGCAAAGUCGGCAAAAGAGGCUUGGAAAAUUUUAGUGAACUCAAAUCGAGGUGCUACUAAAAUGAGCAAAAUCAGAUUGCAGGAACUUAGGAGACAAUUUGAGUUGGCCCAAAUGAAAUCCACGGAAUCAAUUAAAGAUUUUAUUGGUACAAUUAAAGAAAUUUUCAAUGAUAUGGAGUCCAAUGGUGAAAAUUUGGAAAAGGUUAGAGUUGUUGAAAAAGUUCUGAGAUCUCUAACUGCCAAAUUUUACACCAAGAAGACGGUCCUUGAAGCCACAAAGGACUUUGAAAAUUUGUCACUUGCUGAAUUGGAAGGUGAAUUGCUGACGUAUGAGAUGUCCCUGAAUCAGCAGCCAUCAGAUACGGUAGAGGAGGUAUUACAAGCCAAGGUGGAUCACCCAAAAGGAAAAGAGGAGGUGAAUCGUAUGGACACAAAUCAAUGGGGCCAGAACUUCAGGGGUAGAGGACGUGGAGGCAGAGAUAACUUUCGUGGUCGUGGAGGAGAUUAUUUGAGAAAGAAAUUAGAUGACAAAGCAGAGAAGUGUAUUUUUAUUGGAUAUAGUCAUGAGACUAAGGGGUAUAAGUUAUUCAAUCCAAACACAGGAAAGGUGAUUGUUAGCAGAGAUAUAAUGUUUGAUGAACAUGGAGUUUGGGAUUGGUCCAGGAAAGAUCUUAAGACAUCGCCAAAGUAUCCAUCCAUUUCUCCCAUUAUGGGACCGAGUGCUAGUAAGCAAGUAGUGGAGCAAGUUGUGCACUCUUAUGGUGAUCCCUCAACUUCUACUAUUCAGGUUGAGACAUCCAGCCGACCAUAG